This is a messenger RNA of Paracoccidioides brasiliensis Pb18, 627 nucleotides long. RefSeq lists its product as uncharacterized. The coding region runs from base 1 to 627 and encodes 208 amino acids. The transcript is spliced from 3 exons. The record is from RefSeq and is a predicted model, not a curated record.
AUGCAAGUCAUUAUAAUCUGGGCAAGGUCUCAGCAACAACACAAGACAAGACAUAUCAAUAUUGAAAUUACUCUCAAAAACAUCUUAAUCAAUUCUGAUCACAUCUCUAUACACUCUCUUUCAUCUUCUCAGGCAAGACUUCAUCUUCUCACCUUAAUCAUCUGCUGCACAUGUGAACUGAAUGACAUGAAGUCUUCAAGCUUCUCUACAUCAGCAGACAGCUCAAAGAGCAGAAAUGUCACAUCAAUACAUCUCAAUCUACAUGAUCUGAUGACUAGCAAUCUUUUAGCUGCCUAUGAGGCUGAGGCACAGAAAUUUCAUGCAGAAGCACUAGCUGCUGCAAAUAUGCUUGAUCAGAUUGAAGAAGAUCUAGAUGUCAUGAAGACAAAAGAUCUAUCAAGAAAACUGAUUCUUGAAGCUGCUGUGAAGAUAAAGCUGAAGACUGAACUUUCAGAGUCUUUGACAGCAGUCAUCACAGCAGUUCAAGUCAUUCUCACAAGCAUUGUCAUCAUUUCUAGAAGCUUGCAAGACAUGAAGACUCUGCUAGCUCAAAAGAAUAUUUUAGCAGCCACUCUCAUCAAUGCUUAUAGAGAAGAAAGAACAUUGAAUCAUCUGUUUGAUUUCUAA